Molecule: messenger RNA, 1446 nt
Organism: Botrytis porri
Lineage: Eukaryota; Fungi; Ascomycota; Leotiomycetes; Helotiales; Sclerotiniaceae
Exons: 3
Coding region: 1-1446 (481 amino acids)
Biological process (GO): ubiquinone biosynthetic process
Cellular component (GO): mitochondrion
Molecular function (GO): oxidoreductase activity, acting on paired donors, with incorporation or reduction of molecular oxygen, NAD(P)H as one donor, and incorporation of one atom of oxygen; FAD binding; 2-octaprenyl-6-methoxyphenol hydroxylase activity
Source: RefSeq, a predicted model, not a curated record
AUGAAGCCUUCGAAUUCCUCGCUCAGAAAACUCAAUCCUUACGUGUGUAAAGCAUGCACGAGACGCAUAAGAAGUUUCGCCACGACGGCUUCUGCUCCGGGUGCGACUUCGAUUGCGAAUGGGAAACAACGUCCGGUUGUGUAUGAUGUGGUGUGUGUAGGAGGGGGACCGGCGGGAUUGAGUCUGGUUGCUGCUUUGCGCGCAAACCCCCUCACUCGUAAUCUGCGGCUCGCGCUCAUCGAACCGCAAUCGUUAUCGAAAUCGCUUAAUUGGAAAAUGAGAGAGGGGGAGUAUUCGAAUCGGUGUAGUAGUUUGACGCCGAAGAGUGUGAGGUUUCUGAAGGAGAUAGGGGUGUGGGAGGAGGUGGAGGGGAGGAGGGUACAGGGGUAUGGGGGGAUGCAAGUUUGGGAUGGGGUGAGUGGGGGGAGAAUUGGGUUUGAUGUUGAGGGAGGGGACAGGGGAGAGGAGGUGCUGGAGGGAGAGGGAAAGGUGGUGGCGUAUAUGAAUGAGAAUGCGAAUUUGGUGAGGGGGACUAUUGAGGAGGAUAGAGGGACAGACGAGGGGGAUUUCUCUGGCUGGCCUAUCGUGACGGUGGAAGGACAGGAGAAAGGUCUCGCGGCGAGAUUACUAGUCGGCGCCGAUGGACAAAACUCCCCGGUGAGGAGAUUCGCCGGCAUAGAUAGUCGAGGAUGGGAUUAUGGUCGUGUGGGUGUAGUAGCGACUUUGGAAUUGGAAGCUCGGCAUGAAGUGGGCAAGAUUGCAUAUCAAAGAUUCCUACCUACAGGACCAGUCGCCAUGUUACCUCUCCCAGGAAACCACGCAACGUUAGUUUGGAGCACGACUCCGGAAAACGCAGCUGUUCUGAAAGGAUUGAGCGUGAAAGAUUUUAUCGCGAUGGUGAAUGCGGCGUUCAGAUUAAGCACGGUAGAUUUGAAAUACAUGCACACUCAGUCGUCGGGUCAAGCAGAAGAAGUAUCGUGGCGUCUCCAACACACACCUACUUCCGGCACUGUUCCUGCCCCCGUCACCGGCGUCCAGGAAAACAGCAUCGCUUCCUUUGCUCUCAAAAUGCGCCACGCAGAUACUUAUAUUGGGGAACGCAUUGCACUGGUCGGAGACGCGGCACAUACUAUUCAUCCGUUAGCGGGCCAGGGACUUAAUCAAGGACAAGGAGAUGUCGAGAGUCUGGUCAAGGGAAUCGGGUAUGCGGUGGAUCAUGGGAUGGAUAUUGGGGUGCGCAUGAGUUUGGAAUCGUACAAUUCGGAGAGGUAUAUGCAGAAUCAUGUGCUAUUGGGGGUGGUGGAUAAAUUGCACAAGUUGUAUAGUGUGGAGAGUGGACCGGUGGUUUGGGGAAGGACUUUGGGUCUAAGAGCUGUGGAUGCGAUGGGACCGUUGAAGAAAUUCUUGAUGAGUCAGGCUGCGGGGACGGGGACAAAGAUCUUGUAG